Molecule: messenger RNA, 1323 nt
Organism: Tetrahymena thermophila SB210
Lineage: Eukaryota; Ciliophora; Oligohymenophorea; Hymenostomatida; Tetrahymenidae
Exons: 1
Source: RefSeq, a predicted model, not a curated record
AUGGUAACUUGUUAGUUAAAUAUAUGCAAGAAAAAAGGAGAUAAAAAUUACGAAUAUAGUUUCACAUAAAUUUAUGAAGAUAAAAAUUAAAUAUCAUAACAUUUAAGAAUUUUAUAAUAAUUUCCACCUUUACUCAAAGAUGACUGCAUUACUUAUCCAUGCUUCAUUCGUAGUGAUAAUUAAGAUUUUAUAGGUUUUUUCUAGAAGAAUAAAAAACAAUCUUUUUAUCUUGAAGAAUUAAUUUAAUCUAAUGACUAAAAAGCCUAAUAAAACAUGAACUCAGAGUUAAUUAUUUUCUAAUGGAGUGAUCGCUUUACUCUCCAUGAAUUGAAUUAAAAUUAAGUUAUAAAAUAAAAUCUUGAGUUUCAAUUCUAUUUUUAAGAUGAAUAUAAUUAAAUGGAUAAGAAUAGCAUAUUAUUAUACCAUUACAAUAAAUUUAAGUUUGAAAUGAUAAUAAUUCGCAAAAUUUCAAUUAAUUACAUGGAAUACUAUUACAGUUUAAAUGUAAUUAUGCCCACAAAAUAAAAAGAUUCAAAUAUAAACGAUAUUGAGUCUCUCAAAACUUAAAUUUUGUGCUUUUCUAAAUUUGAAACAGACUCCGAAAAUAAUAUUUAUAUACCUAUAGUUUAUUUAGAAAGCGAAAACAAAUUAUUUGGAGUGUAUAAUUUCAGCAUUAAAUAAAUGAUAAAAGAAUCAGUUCGCUUAUCUGAUUACACUAAGAACAUAGUUUCUACUUUUGAUAAAGAAACUAAACAAUUUAUCCUGAUCUUUAAUAAUUAGAUUUGCAAUCAAAAUUACAUUGCCUUUUAUUCGUUUGAUUUGGUUAAACUUAAAUAUAAGUUUAUAAAUAUGCAUAAAGUUAACUAUACUUUAUAAAAUAGUAUAUUGUAAAGUAAAAGACAUACAUUAGUACUUCUAAAUAAUGGUAGCUAGAUAGUUAAGUUUGAUAGAAAUAAGAAAUUUGAAGUGAAAAAAGUAAUUAAUCUCCAAUAUCUACAACCAUUCUAAGAUGCUAGACUUAAAGAAUACUUUAUUUACAUAAAUGGUAAAUUAUCUAAUAAUAUUUUAUACAAAGGAGAAUAUCACUAUUACUAGUAUAUACACUCAGACUAUGUUACGAAACAAGUAAUCCUUUCAGUUUUAAAUCAAAAAAACUAAACUUUAGAAUUUUUCAACCUUAAAUAUGACAAAUAAUCUAAAGAAUAGGCUGAUAAUUAAAAUAGUUAUUCAUAGAACAUUCCUAAUGUUUGUUAGCUAGAUAAUGGAGAAAUAAUAAUUUUUAUUGAACAUAGAAUUUUUAUGCUAAAGAAUAGCUAUGAAUGA